AUGCCUGAGCCAACCAGUCUUACCUUCCAGCUCCUCCCGGAGACCAUCCGACAAAGCUCAGCCAUCGGUGCUGAAGUCGAACUUCCCCCCGGAAUGUCCAAGCUCGACCUGGACAGAUUGACAGAAAAUGACAAGGAAACUUUGCGGAAAGCACUUUUCGAGAACCAAGUUAUUGUCAUUCGGGGCCAGAAGGGCAUUGACCCAACAAUUCUUCCACAGCUCGCCAAGGUCUUCGAUCCAAAUGCAUCGGACGUCCACUCGGCUGGAGAGAAAGCUGUGAGUGAUCCGAAAAACAUUCUCUCAGCCUACAAGGCCGGCAGAAUUCCCAGAGCUCCUCAAGUUGGAAUCAUUGGGUCUGGCACCUUCCAGGAUUAUGAAGGUCUCAAGGAGCUGGAGGUUAUCCAUCUGGAUCACACACUGUUUCAUGAGAAACCUCUUUCACAAGAUGAGAUUGAUCAGGGGUUCACCCGCCCAUACAGGUGGCACAUGGAUACUCCGUUCUAUGAGCGCUUGCCCGGUGAAGUGACUAUCCUGCACUCGAUUCGCAUUCCAAAUCUACCUGAUCAGAGGAUUAAAUUUCCUGACGGCAAGGAGAAAACUAUUGGUGCUGGAGCUACAGCCUUUUUCUCCGGUGCUCGGGCCUUUUCUCUUCUCACUCCUGAAGAGCAGGAGUUCGCUUUGAACACCACUGUUACAUAUGCACCACAGGCGUACGAGUACAUUAGGCAGUGCAAAGCUUCUGAUGAUGGGCUUACCAUUCCAACAAUGGGGAACGAGGUUUCCGUUGAGAAAUUGUCUGAAUGGAGUUGGGAUAAGGUUGCGGAACAUCCCAUGGUCUGGCGUAACCCACUCAACCCUGAUAGACCCUUUCUUCAAGUCCACGGGUGCUGUGUCUACAAACUGACUACCCGAAAUCCGACCACUGGAGAGGUAAUUGUCAUCGAUGAUGUUGAGAAAGUACGCAACGUGGUAUACAAUAUGCAGAAGAAAAUCUAUGCCGCCGAGAACAUCUACGCCCACCGCUGGCAGGAAGGUGAUUUGGUCAUCUUCCACAACCGCGGUGUUAUGCAUAGCAUUACUGGACAGCUAUCCCAGCACAAAAAAGACGAAGAUAAGAAGCGGAUGCUAUGGCAAUGCACAAUGACAAGUGUGACUCCUCCUAAGCCAUUCAGGAGUUAUGAGGGGGUCAAUGAUACGGGAUAUGUCAGGGCUUAG
Penicillium odoratum is the source of this 1215-nucleotide messenger RNA. RefSeq names its product TauD/TfdA family dioxygenase. Lineage: Eukaryota; Fungi; Ascomycota; Eurotiomycetes; Eurotiales; Aspergillaceae. The record is from RefSeq and is a predicted model, not a curated record. Gene Ontology annotation, molecular function: oxidoreductase activity. The coding region runs from base 1 to 1215 and encodes 404 amino acids. The transcript has 4 exons.